Paramecium octaurelia is the source of this 942-nucleotide messenger RNA. The record is from the annotation of a GenBank genome assembly. Lineage: Eukaryota; Ciliophora; Oligohymenophorea; Peniculida; Parameciidae.
AUGUAUUUUAUGAAUUUUUAUAACAUAAUUUGUUAUUUUUUUAGUACAAUCAUUUUAAUAGCAACUAAGUUUCUAUUUCAAAAUUUCGUGGUGUACAAAAAUUAUUCAACAGUGUUAACCUUAAUGAAACACUUUAAUCAUAUCAUUUAUUUAACUGCAUCUCAAUAAGAAAUUGAGUUUUGCGCAAUUUCAGACACACAUAAAUAUUUUCAUCCAGAAACAAUGGAAGAGUUCAUACCUCAAUAUUCUGAUUCUAAACCGAAAAUUUAAUCAUCAAUAUACUAUGUGCCUGAUCAAACGAUAGCCUAUAAUAAAAACAUAUGUAUUUUUCAAAAAUUUGCUCAAAUCCCUUAUUAUCUAUUAUCUGACAAUUGUCAUAUCAAACAUGGAAUAAAUUUCGAUAUGCCUAAUAUCAGAUUGGCUUCCUUUUUAUUUGUAGCCUCAACUGAACCUUUGAUAGUUUACUUUUACAGUAGAUUGGUUGUAAAUGACUAAUAUCUUAUGCAGAUCAACGAUGUAUAAAAUCAAUUGGGCAAUUCAUAAUUAGAUUAUAAACUGAGACAGUUUUGGAUUCAAGUAAUAGAGUCUCAUAAUUUUCCUGUGAAUUUUAAGCGUUCUUAAUUAAUCCAAGUAGAUUUUCAGUAAUACAAUGGAGUUUUAAAAGUUUCUUAAAUAAACAAUAAUGUCAUUCAUCCGAAGGUCCUUAAGGAUGCUUAUGAAAUGGAUAAGAGAAUGGUGAUGACCAAAUACAACAACAUAAGAAAUCUGAUUAAAAAAAAAUUGAAAAAUUUUAGGAUGUAGGAGAGCCUUUUCAUAGCUCUACAAGAAUUAACAAAAGAUAAAGCAUUGGAUUAAAAACAUGAUGAUUCAUUUCAAAUUUUAAUUGAUUAUAAUAGAAUAGGCUAGAGAGUUUACAACUAUGUAGAAUCAACGUGUCCAUGA